AUGGCUCAAGCUAUUGGAACCUUCGAUACUGGACACUCAGGUCCAGUACAUGAUACCCAGCUAGACUAUUAUGGAAGGAGACUAGCUACAGCCUCUUCAGAUCAUACAAUUAGGAUUUUUGAUGUAUCAACAGACCAACCAACUUUUUUAGUAGAGCUUAAGGGCCAUGAAGGACCUGUUUGGCAAGUAUGCUGGGCACAUCCAACAUUUGGGAGUGUUCUAGCGUCAUGUUCUUACGAUAAGCGUGUUAUUGUUUGGAAGGAAAUUCAUCGUGGACACUGGGAAGCUGUGUACUCUUGUGACGACUUUACAUCCUCUGUUAAUGGUAUCUCAUGGUGCCCCUGGGAAUAUGGUUUACAAUUUGCUUGUGCUGUAGCUGAUGGCACUGUAGCUGUAUGCUCCUAUAACUCUGAGAUACGUAAUUGGACUAAGAAACAUGUCUUUGGGCACCCUAAUGGAGCUAAUGCUGUAUCUUGGGCCCCUGCAAUAAAUAAUACUACCAUUUCAGCAUCUCAACAAGUGAUCAGGCUUGUAUCUGGUGGUUGUGAUAACAAAAUUCGAAUCUGGAAACAAGAUCCUCAAACUGGUGAAUUAGCAGAUAUAGGGCAUACAUUAGAUGUUGCUCAUACAGAAUGGGUUCGGGAUGUAGCAUGGCGACCUUGUGUUGGUUUAUUAACUGACACUAUAGUUUCAUGUGGAGAUGACAAAACAGCCGUUAUUUGGACUCAAGAUGCAGAUGUACAGGGUUGGCGAAGUAUGCAAGUUUUAAAUUUUAAUUCACCUGUAUGGAGGGUUUCUUGGAGUGUUACAGGUACUAUUUUGGCAAUUUCAAGUGGUGAGGAUAUAGUUACUCUUUUUAAGGAGAAUUCUGACGGACAUUGGGAAGUACUAACAAAAAUAUCAAAUCAUUCUGAAAAACCAAAUAUAUCUGUAGAGACUGAUAGUUUUUUUGGAGAAGUAUCAAAUAUACAGAGUACAGAAACCUCAUCUCAACAAUUUAUUAGACAAACUGGAGUAUCUAACAUUGGGCAUCCUAAUAUGGGAGAUUCAGUAGGUAUAGAAGCUGUACCUUUUGAAGACCAAUUCAGAAGAUCUACGGCAAAUCAACCAACUCCAUCUAUGUAUGUCUCACCAUCACCUCCUUCAAUGUCGAACUCUUUAGUACACCCUCUAGCAACAUCUCCCACACCUUCCUCUGUAUCACAUCCUACUUCAAUGAUACCUCCUACUACAAUGUCAUCAACUGCUCCAAUCCCAUCAUCUCAAGCGCUGCCAAUUACUUCAAUACCACCACCACAUACUCCACUACUACCAUCAUCUAAUUCGAUGCCACCACCAUCAUCUAAUUCGAUACCGCCACCAUCAUCUAAUUCGAUACCUCCACCAUCAUCUAAUUCAAUACCGCCACCAUCAUCUAAUUCAAUACCACCACCAUCAUCUAAUUCAAUACCACCACCAUCAUCUAAUUCAAUACCACCACCAUCAUCUAAUUCAAUACCACCACCAUCAUCUAAUUCAAUACCACCACCACCACCACCACCACCUAUUUCAAUGCCGUUACCUUCAGCACUUCAGAUAACCCAGAAACAUAUGUCCACACCAUCUUCUAUGGCAUCUGCAGUACCUCCACCGCAUCCAAUAACUAAUUCUGCCUCAUCUCCCUCUAAUCCCUCUUUUAUGCAAGUUACUAACUCUAAGACAUCACUAGUAACUCCACUUGGAAUGCCUCCAAUUCCCCCAAGAAGUACCACAAUUCCAUCGAGUUCAUCUAUAUCAGGAAUGGGUCCUAAUAAUAUUCAAAACCAGACUACUUCAAAUUCUUCCCCUGUUAUGCCUCCACCACCUCCACCAUUAUCUCAUGUUGGUAUGCCACCAUCUGUUACAGCACCUCCUCCUCCAGGUAUUAGAAGAUAUCCAGGAAUCCAGUAG
Molecule: messenger RNA, 1929 nt
Organism: Cryptosporidium muris RN66
Lineage: Eukaryota; Apicomplexa; Conoidasida; Eucoccidiorida; Cryptosporidiidae
Exons: 1
Coding region: 1-1929 (642 amino acids)
Biological process (GO): protein import into nucleus; COPII-coated vesicle budding
Cellular component (GO): nuclear pore outer ring; COPII vesicle coat
Molecular function (GO): protein binding; structural molecule activity
Source: RefSeq, a predicted model, not a curated record